Messenger RNA from Pan troglodytes (chimpanzee), 4136 nucleotides. RefSeq lists its product as uncharacterized. NCBI's taxonomy places the organism in Eukaryota, Metazoa, Chordata, Mammalia, Primates, Hominidae. The record is from RefSeq and is a predicted model, not a curated record. Bases 3363 to 4064 code for a protein of 233 amino acids. The transcript has 5 exons.
AGUGUGGCCUUUUUCUUAAAACUGGCCGGGGGUCCUCACUAGGCUCCCCGGGGGCAGGGCGCGGUAGGGGAAGGUACCCUCUCUGUGGGGCAUUUGCUCUGCUGGGAGAGGCUAGUUGUCCUCCUGAGACCUCCAAUUCACGGGCUGCAGGCGGCAGCUCCUGUAGGAGGGGCUUUGUGGGGAAACCUUCUCUUUGCAACUUUUGCUCAGGGCUGGGCAGGGCUGGCUGUCAGGCUCUGCCCAGGCGGGUCCCCAUCACUUUGCUGGCUUUCUCUUGGUGCCCCUGGGGCCAGGGGCCAGGGUUGGACCCCACAAUCUCCUGGUCUACAGGAAGUGCUGUUUAGGAAAGGGUGGAGCCUGCCCCCUUUACUGGGGGGCUUAGUGCUGAGCUUGGUGGCUGGACAAGGUCCCACCCCUCAGCCCCCUUGGGAUCAGUAUCUGGUGGGGUGGCGGGGGGCGGGGCACCACCUCCUUCUAUUCUUUGCCUAAUUCUGGGAAAGGCUGGUUGACUGGGCCCAGCCCCCCACGCCCCUUGGUGGAGGACUCAGGUGGGGAGGGACAUCGGCCCAGCUGCUCGUGUGAGGAAGCGGCUCUCCUUAACUGUUAGAGGAGUGGUUACAGUUAAAAGAGAUCAAUCUGCAGCGCCUCCCUCCUCCCAGUCGGCUGUCUACCUAGAACAACAUUUUCUUGGAGCUUUUUGUCUUUGCGCUCCUUGGUGGUCCUAGGUUGGAGGGCCAGGGUGUUUAGGAUGCAAAAGUAAACAGCAUCCUUCCUCUUCCCUGGAAUUCUGAGGUCCCUAGCCGCUACACCUUCUAAUCUCCACAUUUCAGAGCCUUCUGUGGGUUGCUUUCUGUUUUAUGACCAGGAAAUUUUGUUCUUUGUUUUUUUUUUUUUUGAGACGGAGUCUCGCCCUGUCCCCCAGGCUGGAGUGCAGGGGCGCGAUCACUGCAAGCUCCGCCUCCCGGGUUCCCGCCAUUCUCCUGCCUCAGCCUCCCCGGUAGCUGGGACUACAGGCGCCCGCCGCCACGCCCGGCUAUUUUUUUGUAUAUUUUAGUAGAGACGGGGUUUCACCGUGUUAGCCAGGAUGGUCUCUAUCUCCUGACCUCGUGAUCCGCCCACCUCGGCCCCCCAAAGUGCUGGGAUUACAGGCGUGAGCUACCGCGCCCGGCCGGAAUUUUUUUCUUAUUAGUGGGAGAGGAGGAGGAGAGUGAGCUUUUAUUUUCUUCACCUUAACUGGAAGCCUGGUUGAGAUGAGAAGCUUCUUACCUUAACAAUACCCAGUUGACAGGAGAAAAGAAGGCAGCUCAACCUGGCUAAGCAACGCGCUCAAAGUCCCUGUGGUGAUGAUGGGCUGGGAUUCCAUGCCACCUCUAUCCAGUGUGAAAACCCAGUCCUUUAAAAUGCAUUGUGCUUUUUUACUGCUUAAUGUUUACGGGAGUGUGUUUUGCCUACAUCUAGAAUCAAAUUAAAAUCAAAUUAGAAGGGAUGCUUACAAUUUUGGGAGGAUUAAUGUUUUGAAGAUAACAUAUCUGUUUUACCUCUAAGUUUUAUGGGGAAAGGCAACAUUCAUCUCAUAAGUUUGCAGGGUUUUUAUUCAGAAAAACACCUUUGUAUAUCUUGAUUGAAAAAGAUAUAAAGUUUUGGGCACAGUCUAGGUUGAGUAAGUCACUGUGAUGAGCUGAACUUUACUCCCCUCCCCCAAUUUAUGUAUUGAAGCCCUAAUUCCCCAGUACUUUAGAGUGUGAAUAUAUUUGGAGACAAGGUCUUUAAAGAGAUAAUUAAGGUAAAAUGAGGUUGUUAGGGUGGACCCUCAUCCAAUACGACUGGUAUCCUUGUUAAGAGGAGAUGAGGACACAGACAUGUACAGAGGAAAGACCAUGUGAAAACGCAGGGAGAAGACAUCAUCUGCAAGCCAGGAUGAGGGGUCUCAGAAGAAAUCAACCCUGCCAACACCUGAGCUCACACUUCCAGCCUCCAGAACUGUGAGACAAUAAAUUUCUGUUGUUUUACUCAGUCUGUGGUCAUUUUUAAAUGGCAGCCCUAGCAAACUAAUACAGACAUCUUUUUAAAUAAGUAGGGAGAACACCCAGGGAAUGGGACGGUACUGUCAAGAGGACAUGGAGAAGAAAACUCUUGAACCAAGGAGGACUUAGAAACACGGAGGAGGACCUGGAUGUGCCCCCAUUUAUGAUGGCACUAGAGCCAGUGGCUUCUCUCUUGCUUGCUCUAGCUGUCUUUUCUUAAGCUCUGGGAAAGUGGUAUUUAGCUCUCAAUUUCCAGGGCUCUCAUUCUAUAUUUUGCCCCAGGGUUGUCGCUAAAUCCAGUUUGGUCAGCAUUAGGUAAGUAGCUCUUUGGGUGACUGAGUGGGGUGGAGUGAUGUCCAAUAAACAUCAAGGCAUAAUGGGCAGAGCCACAGGAACCAGGACAUGGCAUGGAGCGAGCCGUGGCUGGUCCAGAGCAGGUGCAGGUGGUGUGGUGGGGAGGUGUGUAUGUGCAGUGCUCAGCUUGCCACUACGAAAGCUCUUCACUUGAGCUACCAUGUGCAGACAUUGAAGAAAGGAGAGCUGAAAGACAUAGGGAGCAUCCGGCUUAUACCUAUGAACUUAUAAUUCCAUACAAUUUUUAUUUUACUUUUAAACCAACACCCCUCCCCUUUCUAAGAACCACUCUUGGUUAUCAAUGUGCUGGUUGUUAAUAUGAACCUUCUUCCAAUAACUGCAUGUAAUUAAAAAUAAUGAUCCAUUUCUUCAUGGAUACUCUGUGUUAAAAUGUUAACAAAUUUCCCAUCAAAAUUUCUCCCCCUCCUACUUUUGCCUGAAAGAGAGAAAUUUCACAUAUUUUGGAACCUACGAAGGCUUUUCUUUUUUGGUAUCUGGAGUUUAGUCUUCCGUUGGCAAAAUCAUCUUAGUUAUUCUAGGACUAUCGCAUCUUCAAUUUUAGCCAUGGAACUCAGCUUAGACGGUGCUUCCCAGAUUGUGGUGGUCCUAUCACUAGUGUCUGUAAAGUCAUUUUAUAUGGGAAAAUAAAAACUAAAAUUUUGGUGAUGACUCACUUAUUUUAAAUGUUUUAAAAUUAUUUUCAAUACAUCAAAAUUAUUAUUUCAUGAAUUGUAGUUUAGCUAAGUUUAAGAAUCAAUGAAUUGAAUAAAAAAUUAAAUAAAAACAGUACAGGUGUAAAGAGCAAAUACAAUUUUAAAAUAAGAGACUGACUUCUCCCUGUUGAAAAUAAGAAAAAUAAAGAAAGAGAUACCUCCUUCCUUUUCUUAGAGCACUUUAGAGAUUUCCUAAUUGUAAUUGUUUUUCUCUGUCUCUUUGAAAUGUAUGUAAAUCUCUUUAAAAGCUAAAGAAGUCUUUUCCAGCUUUAUGACCAGGAAUGUCUUUUCUGAUGAACCUGGGACUCAUCCUUUUGGAAUAUCGUUUACAAGGAAGAUGGCUGCCCUCUCUCCCAGCUUCUGUGAAAAGCCUCCUCAGUUUAAAUUAGACCCCCGCCUAGCUCGACUCCUGGGCAUCCAUACCCAGACUCGUCCAGUGAUCAUCCAAGCACUGUGGCAAUAUAUUAAGACACAUAAGCUCCAGGACCCUCACGAGCGGGAGUUUGUCAUCUGUGACAAGUACCUGCAGCAGGCAACCCCUCUUUCUGACCGAUCCACGUGCCUCUGGGGACCUGACCCCUCAAUCUGGCACCAGCAUGAGUUUGAUUUGUACCAAGGAAAAUGUUCCUUUCUCCCGAGGGACAGCCGAGAAAGAAGGAAACAGUUCUGUGAAUAUUGCCAUAACUCUAUGGAGCUCCUGGAACUUCUGCCACCUUCUGGCUACCAACCUGUAGAGGAAACCAUCAGGAACUUCAACAGAGAAACUGAGAACCUCAGCCUCUGUUGUCGUGGUUCAGCCACUGAGUCAAUGCACUCGGGGACCCACUUGAUAACUCAAUCAACUUGGAUAUUUCUCACCAUUGACUUAAGAAAGCAGAGCAGACACUGUGCUGGGGACUUUGAGCAAUGCAGAGGAGUGGAGAAUGCCCCCCAAGAACUUAGAAGAGAUGGACAUUUGCAUUAUUCUCUGUAAUGACUGCACAGUGUGGUGAGUAUUGUACUUUGCUAUUGGGUAUCAAUCACAAUUGCAAUUGGAUAACCAUAA